CAAGACAGAGGCCCUUGCCUAUACUAUGGUAUGACUUUUUUGAUGACAUGGACCCAAACGGUAGAAAGAAUAAAAACAAGACCGAGCAGCGGUGGAGUACGUGCUAACCCUAACGUCUACUUGUCGCAGCGCGACAAUCUAAGGUUCUUUGACUUACAGUACGUCGCACACAGAAGAACAUAACAAGAAAUCUAGACGAACAAGAUGUUCUGCUGCGUCCGCUACGGGCUCGAGGAGGACAGCAAAACCUUCUUCAACCUAAAUUGCGGCACCGCGGUUUUGCAAGACUUUAUCGAGUCCAAAGCUCUGAAGCAGAUCAAGCUCGACAUCACGAAGCAGAAGGAGAUUCACCGAAAGCAAAUCUCCACCCUGGCACGGCAGCUGAACGCACACAGCAAGCAUCUCUCUAUCCUGCAAAAGAGAAAUCCCAACGCAACAGGAGCAACCGUCGCGGGUGGAGGCGCUCCGGGGGACGAGGAGACAGGCGCUGGGGACAAAAAAGAAGAGGAGCAGGAAGAAGAGGAAGUGGAUGAAUACGCAGCACAGGAUGCAAAAAUCGAGGUUCUGCCGAAGGAUAACAUGGAGACAGUGACCAGUUGGAUCGAGGGGACGGAAGGGGAAAUUAGGGACAGGUAUCAUCGUAGUUCUUCAUGACGACAAUCUAAUGGAUGCACAUGUUCAUGACAAGGUCUAGGUGGAAGUAGGCCGGAUCUUUUCCUCUCAGUCAGAGUGUCAUGCUCGCACCACUUUCACUACGGUAGGAAAAAAGAAAAACCUAAACUACCUUCCACAUCUACUGUCCAUCAUACAUCAACAUUACAGGGAAGCCGCACUGGUAGCAUUAGACGAGGCAGAAAUCGCGUUCCAAGAUGUCGAAAAAGUGGACCUCGUCGAUUCAGCCACGCAAGAAAAAGUCUCCUUCCGCGAACUGUUCCCGGUGCAUUUACGCUCUUGAGAGGGUAGUUCUAUCGGUUGUAUGACUUCUGUCUGGAAUCGCGGUCCUAUGCAGUUAGAGUCACUUCUUGUUUUCCUCAUUGUGAUGAUGUCCCAGCAAGAACCAACAUCAAGCUUGAGCUUCAUCGCUGUUUGUCGACAGCACACCGACGCAAGAACCCAAGACAGUUUUUCUUCUGAUAGAAGAUUUUUUUUCCUUCGCAUACCCGUUGCCCGCAACCGCUUGCCUGCCACUGAGAAGCACGACGGAUCUGAUAGGUACUGAACAUAAUUCACGCAAGUAGAUCUAAUUGCACUUCAGCGUUUGCGUUCUCAGGUUAUUGCAAUUUCUUUGACCUUCUUUCAUCAUCUUUAUCUGUGCAGCCGGGGGAACAAGUAGGACAAAUUGUCAUGCAAAAGUGGAACAUACACGCACUCGCACAGGUCUGCGUGGCGAGGGCGUGGAUCCGCUCCCGCUGACGUUCGCGGUGCCAAAAGUCGUGCGGUCGGCCGAGGUCGAACAAAUGCUGCUGGAGGGGGUGUUGGCGGGGAGAAGGUGAGCUGCAGAUGAGAUGAGACUGCAGAUGGAUGACACUGCUGCAGCUGGAGGAUCAUCCUCAUCCUGGGAACAAUUCCUUAUUUGCACUGUGGUACUGCUUCGUCUCUGUUGUGCAUUCGAAGACCGAAGAUGAAGUAGUAAGAAACAAAACUGAAAUGAAUCCACAACUACUAAAGAAGAUCAGGAAAAACUACAGGAAGCUGCGCUUAUGUUUUGAAUGAAUUGGCUAGACUAUUGCUUUCCUUGUCUACUUGUGUCCUCGCAACACUGAAAAAUAAUGUUGGACGAUACGCACCAUAGCCCUGAUAGUGCUUC
Amoebophrya sp. A120 is the source of this 1807-nucleotide messenger RNA. The record is from the annotation of a GenBank genome assembly. Lineage: Eukaryota; Dinophyceae; Syndiniales; Amoebophryaceae.